GCAGGUCAAGUGAAAUGCAGAGAAAUUGUCUGUGAUGAACCAAAAUGUGAACACCCUUACACAUCCUCAGAGGAAUGCUGCCCUCAGUGUAAACACUGCUUGUACAGAAAUAAAGUGUACCGAGAUGGAGAAGAAUUCACACCACAUCCCUGCUCAACCUGCACUUGUGCCAGAGGCAGUGUUGUGUGUGCCUCCCUUCAGUGUGACAGGGCUGACUGUGAAAAUCCUGUCACUCUGCAGGGUCACUGUUGUCCAUCAUGUGGCCUUGAAUGCCAGUAUGAAGGUAACAAAUAUGAAGAUGGAAGCAGUUUCAAUCCCGAAUAUGACCCUUGUCUCAACUGCUCCUGUUCAAACUCAAUUGUCAGAUGUAAACCAGUCAGAUGUGAAACAGAAAAUCUACCCUGCCGCAGACCUAUUCGCAAAGCAGGAGAAUGCUGCCCUUCAUUUUGUCCUUCUUGUGAGGAUCAGGGAGUUGAACAUUUUGAGGGUGAAUCAUGGCCGUCACACAAUUCUCCAUGCGAAAGGUGUGAGUGCCAGGGAGGAAAAGUUAUUUGCCUCCCAAUAACAGACUGUACAGAAAAGUGUACUCAUGGAAUUAUCAGGCCUAAUGAAUGUUGCUCACAGUGUACAGACUGCCUUUUUGAAGGCCGCAUAGUUCUCGAAGAGAAAACAGUCAGUAUAAGUGAUGGAGACAUUUGCCGUCUGUGCACGUGCUAUGCAGGAGAAAUGAUGUGCCAGAGUAUACAUGUGGCUUGGGAUUGUCCAAAACUGGAGUGUAAGAAAACUGAAACACCACCUGCAGAUUGCUGUCCAGUAUGUUCAGGUUGCAGUAAUGAAGGACGAAAAUUCAAAGAUGCAGAAGUUGUUUCCUUAGACGAAUGUUCGCACUGUGUUUGCAGUCAAGGAGAGAUUUUGUGCAAAGCUAAAACUGAAAACUGCCCUCCUGCUCUUUGCCGUGAACCAAGAAGGGUUAAAGGAACUGUUGUCCUGUAUGUGACAGAUGUACAAUAUUAUGGCCAAGACUACCCAAGAAGAAGCUCAUUUUUUAUUUCACCUAUUGAUGUUUGUAAGAGAUGUAUUUGUGAUAACGGAAGAGUCUCUUGUACAGCUUUUAGUCAAGAAUGUCCGCCAACAUCCUGCACACAUCCUGGGAGACGCAGAGAUCAGUGUUGUCUCACUUGUGAUUCUUGUCUGUAUCGAGGUAGACCUGUGCGCAAUGGACAAAGGUUCAGUGGCAAUGAGAAUUGCCAGAUAUGCAUCUGCCAGAAUGGUUCAAUUACAUGCACGCAACAAGAAUGUCCACCUGUCAGGUGCAGCAACCCAGUUACAAUGCCAGGUCGCUGCUGUCCUGAGUGUAGUGGAAUCUGUUUUGUAGAAGGCAAAGAAUACAAGAGUGGAGAGUCUUUCACGCAACCUAGACAUGACUGCCAGUCAUGUGUUUGUGAGUAUGGUACUGUCACGUGUGUUCAGACAAAAUGCAAUGAUCUUCCCUGCUCAAACCCUGUACCAGUCAUCGGCCAGUGUUGUCCUGUCUGUCCCAAACAGUGUGUUUACAAUGGACUGAACUAUGAUGAUGGAGGAACAUUUGUGAACCCCAAGAACAAAUGUGAGGAUUGCCUCUGCAGACAGGGGACCGUACAGUGUAAACAGAGAAUGUGCCCUCCUGUUAAUUGUGCAAAUCCAGUCCAGGAAAACUGUUGUCCUGUCUGCAGUGGAUGCACUUUUGGAAUUUUGCUUUUAACAGAAGGAGAAGAGGUUCCUGAUCCGAAUAAUUCCUGUGAAAUCUGUAAAUGUAGGAGAGCAUCAGUGCAGUGUGAUAGGAUUCCUUGUCCUCCAGUUACUUGUGCUAAUCCAGCUCAAGUCAACUGCUGCCCAGUGUGUCAGGAUUGUGAGUACAGAGGCAGACGCUAUGACAAUGGGAUUUUGUUUAUGUUGAUUCAAGGUAACGUGAUGUGCUCUAAGAAAGAGUGUCCUGCCCCCACCUGUACGCAUCCUGCUCAAGGCUCAUGCUGUCUGGAAUGUCACAACUGUCUCUUCUCUGGACAGACAGUUAAAGAAGGGGAUACCAUUCGCAGUCCAACUGAUCCUUGUGAAGACUGUCAGUGCAGACAGGGAAAUAUCAUGUGUUCCAAACAGUGUCCGCAGCAACAGAGUUCAUGCCACCACCCAGUCACGCGAGGCUGUUGUCCAGAGUGUACAGGAUGUAUGUACAAAGGCAAAGAAUAUAGGAACGCAGAAAGGUUUAAUGAUCCUGACUCAAAAUGCAUCGUUUGUGGGUGUACAAAUGGCGAUGUCUUCUGCCAGCAGCGUACAUGUCCAGUAGUCAACUGUCCUAACCCUGUACAAGGUGAAUGCUGCAUGGAAUGUGAUGGCUGUUUCUUUGAAGGAAAAGUACAGAAUAAUGGCCAGCGCUUCCCCCAUCCGUCUAAACAGUGUCAAGAUUGUGAAUGCAGAAAUGGAGAAGUUCGAUGUGGAUCCAUAAAUUGUCGAAUUACAAGAACCUGUUCUCAUCCUGUUUCUGUCCCUGGUGAAUGUUGUCCUGUUUGUGGACAAGACUGCCUCAACGAAGGCCAGGUUGUGAAGAAUGGUGAUCGAUUUAACGUGAAUUGUCAGGUAAAUAAUGCAGAUUGCCUAUGCUUAGGUGGAAAUAUUCGCUGCACACCUCAAAAGUGUCCAACUCUGAGUUGCACCAAUCCAGCAUUGGUAGGAUGUUGCCAGACAUGUAUUGAAUGCUCCAUCAGUGGUGUUAGGUACCAGAAUGGACAGCAGUUUUCCAAUAGUAGAGAUCAGUGUUCCACUUGUAUAUGUGAUAAUGGCAAUGUAAGCUGUUCUAGGUCACAGUGUCAACCAGCAACUUGCCUCAAUCCAGUAACUAAUCAGUGUGGAUGCCCCAUCUGUGCUGAAUGUAGUUAUCAAGGUCAGCAAAUAACCAAUGGACAAAGUUUUCCAAACCUAAGUGAUCCAUGCCAGGAAUGUUUAUGUAAGAAUGGAACAGUGACAUGUGAAAGAAAAGCAUGUGAAGUCAGCUGCUCCCAUCCAGCAGCAACCAUGGGAUGCUGUCCACAUUGUACUGACUGCAUAUAUGAGAAUCAGAUCAGGGUUAAUGGACAGCAUUUUGUUUCACACAGGGACCCUUGCCAGAAAUGUCAGUGUCAGCAAGGGUCUAUCAUUUGUCACACUAUGGAAUGUGAAGCACUCUCCUGCCUCAACCCCAUGAAAAUGGAAGGUGAAUGCUGUCCUUCUUGUCCAGUGUGUGUAUUCCUGGGACAAGUUUUUCAAGAGAGGGAAAAUUUCAGGCACCCACGUGAUCAGUGUCAAAUAUGCUCAUGCAAAAUGGGACGUGUUGAAUGCCAGAGAGAACCGUGUGAUGGCAAAUGCACUCAACCACAGAGUGAACUUUGCUGUCCCAACUGUGGCAAGUGUUCAUAUGAGGAUAAUUUUUAUGAGGAUGGAACCAGCUUUCAGCCAGAUGCAUGCAACUCUUGCCAUUGCAGGAAUGGAAGUGUUCAGUGUGAAGAAACGACCUGUUCAUUGCUAGCAUGUGCUGAUAAAAUACGUGUUGAAGGACAGUGCUGUGAAGUGUGUAAAGGAUGUACUUUUCAUGGAAUAUUGUAUCGAGAGAAUGCAUCAUGGAUGAUGCCAGACAAUCCCUGUGUGUCAUGCACAUGUAAUGGAGGACUCAUUACUUGUAUGCAGACAGACUGUUUUGUGCCAUGUUCAAAUCCAGUUACCUUGCCAGGACAGUGCUGUUCUGUCUGUCCAACUAUGAUGGCCACUUGUAUGCAGACGGUGAAGCUUUCACACCCAAAUGGUGAUCCAUGUGAUCAUUGCCAGUGUGUGGAUGGACACUUGAAAUGUUCUCAUAAAGUGUGUCCUAAUGUGGCUAACUGCCCAGCAGAAAACAUACAACAGCCAACAAAUGGUGACUGCUGUCCUACAUGUGUUGAAAGCUUUUCCUCCAGUUGUAGUCAAGCUGACAUAGGCAAGGUCACCAGGCCAAGACCAAAUGAUCCUUGUUUUUACUGUGAAUGCAAGGAAGAUUUUAUGAUGGUUUGUAUGAAGGAGGACUGCCCACUUCUUGCAUGCCCUCCUGAUGUCCAGAUGUACUCUUCUACUCGGUGUUGUCCAUUAUGUCCAGCUUGCUAUGAUCAGUCUGAGGCUAGAUAUCACCAUGAAGGAUCUAAAUGGUCAUCAAGAAAUAAUCCCUGUAUUAUAUGUGCUUGUGAGGUUGGUAACAUUUUUUGUUGUGAGAUAUGUCAGCAUGUUACAGAUGCUGUUUGCUAUUACCAAACUAAAGCAUAUCAGCCUGGUGAAAGCUGGACAGUUGAUGAUUGUACGUCAUGUCAUUGCCAAGGUGGACGUGUUGCCUGCAGUAUCAGGCAAUGCCCUGCAUUCCAUUGUGAAAUUGAUGAGGUGCCAAUCACAACACCUGGCAAUUGCUGUCCUGUAUGUCAGAAACAGCCUGGCACUUGUCUUGUAUAUGGAGAUCCUCAUUAUAGAACAUUUGAUGGAGCAACUAUUCACUUCCAAGGCACUUGCAGAUAUAUAAUGGCUUCAGACUGUGGUGCAGAUCUUUUCAGUGUAGAAGUGCAACAUGACAACAGAGGAACACCUGGAGAAGUCUCUUGGGCCCAGAAUUUGACCAUCACUGUAGCAGGGACUGUGAUAGAUCUACUUCAGGAUAGAGCUGUUAGGGUGAAUGACCAACUUGUAGUCUUACCGUUUCUAUAUGAGCCUCAUGUCUUGAUAGAAGAGUCUUCCAAUUAUGUACUGCUGUCUACAGACAUUGGAUUAAGAGUUUUUUUGCUAGUAACUAGCUUAUCGUUCUGUUUAUCUUACAUUCAUCUAGGUUCAUUUAAACAACUUUGUGGUCUGUGUGGUAAUUUUAAUGGUUUCCCACAAGAUGAUCUGCGCACCCGAGCUGGCCAGAUGACCAGUUCACCAGCCACAUUUGGCAACAGUUGGAAAGCAAGUAUACAACCUGCAGAAGGCUGUAGAGAGGCUGAAGAUAUUGAUCCAUGUUUAGCUGCAGGCUUCAGGAUUCGCAAACUGGCUACAAGCAAAUGUGCCAUUUUGAAGAGUGAGACUUUUGCUCGGUGUCACAGAACUGUGUCUCCAGAACCUUUCUUCUCUUCCUGUGUGUAUGAUCUCUGCAUCUGCAUGGAUAAUUCUAGCUGCUUAUGUGACAUACUUGAAACGUAUGCUCAUGAAUGUGCUAGAGCUGGAGUCAAAGUUGAAUGGAGGUCUAGAAACCUUUGUGCCUUUGAAUGUGAUGCAAGCAAGGGACUAAUGUUUGAUGAAUGCGGCCCGGUCUGUCCUCGAACAUGUGGAAAUCUGCAAGUGGCUGCUUUGAGAAAUAUUACAGAGACAUGUUUCAAGCCAUGUGUCGCCAGCUGUCAAUGCACAGCAGAUAAAGUUCUGCAUGAAGGUCAAUGUAUCUCUCCACGAGACUGUCCUUUCAUUGAAACAUUACCUAUUCUAUAG
This is a messenger RNA of Candidula unifasciata, 5484 nucleotides long. Lineage: Eukaryota; Metazoa; Mollusca; Gastropoda; Stylommatophora; Geomitridae. The record is from the annotation of a GenBank genome assembly.